Messenger RNA from Paramecium pentaurelia, 1028 nucleotides. The record is from the annotation of a GenBank genome assembly. Lineage: Eukaryota; Ciliophora; Oligohymenophorea; Peniculida; Parameciidae.
CAAUGAUUGCCUCUCUUACCUAAAUAGAAGAUUCAAACAACAAUACAUUUUAUAAUUCCUUAAAAAGAAACUCGAAAUCUGUAACAUUCGAAAAAGUCCCAAAACAUUAACGAACAUCAACUUGUGGAUCAGGAAGUACUAUGGAUGAAGAAUAUAAUGAAUCAUGUCUUAGCAGUAGUAGAAUGGAUGAAGAAUUAAGCAAUCCCUAAUUCAUUAGCAAUUAUAGAAAGGAUAUAUUUCUAUACAUUUUAGAAGAAUAAGUAAAUCAAUUAAACUAUUCAUUUAGAGUAACUACUUACCUAACUCUUGCUUUAUGGAACAAACCUAAAAAGAUAUCAAUUAAAAAAUGAGGUCCAUCCUUAUCGACUGGAUUGAAGAAGUUCACAUGAAAUUCAAACUUGUAAUUUGUUUCAUUUAAUAUUCUCUAGUCUCCAAAUAGUUUAUAUCUAGCCAUUAAUUUAAUAGAUAGAUAUCUAAGUAUUAACAUCGUAAAGAGAAAUAAACUAUAAUUGGUUGGUGUUGCAUCCCUCUUCAUAGCAUCCAAAUUUGAAGAAAUCUAUCCUCCAAAUAUUAAAGACUUUGUAUAUGUUUGUGACAGAGCUUACACAAAGGAAGAGAUAUUAUAAAUGGAAGGAUCUAUUUUGAAUACUGUUAAUUUUUCAUUAAACUACAUAAGUCCACUAAGAUUUUUAGAAUUUACUAUUAUCGAAAACACUUAAAUUGAAGACAAUAAAGUAUUUCAAACCUAACAAUUUCAAUUAUCAUCCUAUAUACUUGAGAUUGCCUUACAUAGUUAUGAAAGUCUUCAAUAUAUGCCUUCAUAACUGGCUUAGUCGGCAUUACUCUUGUCUAAUAAAAUAUUAGGAAUACAAUCUGAUAUGGAAAUAACAGAUGAAUCAAAAUAUUGUGCCACUUAUUUAUUAUAGCUUUACUACAACAACUAAAAUAAUACUUUAUAUCCAGCUGUGAAGAGAAAAUAUGCUAGAGAAGAGCAUUUGUAAGUCUCAUAAAUCACAAUUUCAAUUUGA